AUGCAGACUCAUCUGUCUGCAAUCCACGAUGAGAUGUGGGAUGUCAUAACUGGUGGGCCAAUUCAAAUUUUGGAGGUUAAUUCGAACCGAGCUGUUGAAGGUCCGACAACAGCUGAAAUGAGACCCAAGGAGAAGUCCUCAUUAACAACUGAGGAGAGGACUCGUGCAAAUCUCGUCAACAUUGCACGAGACAUUCUCUACAAGGCUCUAGACAAGUCAUUGUUCCCGAGAGUAAGAAAGUGCAAAUCCGCAAAGGAAAUCUGGGACACCCUCAUGCAGAUUAGUGAAGGUGAUGAACAAAAGAAGGAAAACAAACUAACCAUAGCCAUGAAAAGAUUCGAAGACUUCAAACUUGGAGCAAAAGAUUCCAUACCUGAUAUGGAGGCACGUUUCAUGAAGUUACUAAUCGACAUCGGAGAUUUAGACGACAAAAAGCUCACACAGAAGGAGAUCAACUUAAAGAUCAUCUGA
Molecule: messenger RNA, 471 nt
Organism: Ipomoea triloba (trilobed morning glory)
Lineage: Eukaryota; Viridiplantae; Streptophyta; Magnoliopsida; Solanales; Convolvulaceae
Exons: 1
Coding region: 1-471 (156 amino acids)
Source: RefSeq, a predicted model, not a curated record